UUAGUAGUGGUGGUCGCAACACCCACAGCAUCGCGUACGCUUCAGGCCCAUGCCCAGAGACCCAGACCCCAGUACUUCAUUCAGCUCCUGGUACCCGUAUUCUAAGUUACGCGCCCCAUUAACAGACCCGACCCCGAUCCGUCAAUCGCCCUUGUGAAUUUUAUUGUGCUGGUUAUUUUUGAUUGGUGAUUUUGAAAAUUGUUUUCGUUCGUCCGUACGCCGACUCUUCUUCACAUAUUCGCUAAUGGGAAAAUCCGUUAUUUAUUGAAAGCAUGAAGGCGCACAUAUCGUAUUUAGUCCUAUCGGCAUAUUUUGUUUUGAUUUGUGCCGGAUCUCUGAAAUAUGCGAAGGAUGACACAAAGCUAAAAAAAUCGGCACUGUUUCUGAAAACAGCCACACCAGAGGUUAUAGAGAAACCACUGGGAGAAAAAAUUCAACUAAAAUGCAAGCACCACGACGUUCACACACCUGUAAGAUGGACAAAAAAUGCGAAAAAAAUAGAUGAAACGAUUUGGCCUAUAAAUUUGACAGUAACCUACGAAACGGUGGGAAAUUACACUUGCAAAGUGUGUGGCGUCAGCACUUGCAUUCAACAAACAUUUGUCGUAAUCAUUGACGAAAAACCCGAAAUAAUCGAAGGAUUGACAAAUAAAACGCAGAAUGCCGGAUCCUUAGUAACUUUCAGCUGUAAGGCAAGAAAUACAAAUAGUAUAUCGAUUAUGAGGCAAUCAGAAAAUCAAUGGAAAGAACUGGCGUCAAAGGCGACUGAUACCAAAGAUACGUUGGAAAUUCACCACGAGAUACAAGUCAGCAGAGACGAUGAGGGUUUGUACACCUGCAUUGCACGCAAUUCUGAUAAUUUUGAACGUGUGAGUGGUGCCUACCUAACAGUCCGUGAUAAACCGAUGUUUUCAAACAAUCCCGAAAAAACUUUAGUCAUGGACAGCAAUGGCAAAUUGUUUAUGAAACUCGACUGCACUGCUUUCGCAACUCCCGAACCGAAAAUAGAUUGGGAACAAGACAAAAUACAGUGUGAAAAAAUAGAAGAUGGAAAUUGUUAUUUGAGUCGGGAGGUUUUGACCAAAGAUAAAUACUCAAUGACUUGCACUGCCUCUAAUUCAUUGGGACGAAUUAAUAGGACUAUAAUUGCUGACAUUUCUAACUUUACUGAAAAUAUUUAUGGUCUAAUUAAUAAGCCACUUCAAUUAAAUUGUUCUGACGCUAAGGCAGUUAAAUGGAUCAGAUUAGAUGAUGGGGAAUAUUCUGAUGUACUCACCCUACAGAAAGGGGAGAACCUUGCUAAAUAUGAAAUUAAAAACUUCUCUGAAAGUACCCCAGGAACUUAUGCUUGCGCCACAAGUAGUACUAUUAUAAAGCUGUUUAACGUUUUCAAAGGAGAAGAGCCUCAUUGGACUCAACCAAAGAAGAUGAAAAAAUUAAUGGUGAAACCAGCUGGAAAUUUGGCCCAAUUUAAGUGUAAAGCAGAAGGAAUCCCUCCCCCAAAGAUUACUUGGUUUAAAAAUGGAAAUCCGAAUAUUAGCAGGAGUUUGGGUGACUUCAAGACAACCCACUUUCAGGCCACAAUGGAGGAUUUAAUUGUUGAAGAUAGUGGCGACUACACCUGCCAAGUUUGCAAUAUUUUUGCGUGCAUUAAUUACACACAUAACUUGGAUGUUGUAGCUCGUUACCCUUCGAAGCCCAUUAUUAAGGAAAACUAUCCAAAAAACUUAACUGUAUUAACAAAUGACACCGCAGAAUUUGAAUGUCCUCAAUUAAUAACGGAUAUGGAACCAUAUGUUCAAUGGUACAGAUUAAUAUGUACAGAAAAUUGUACAUUAGUGGAACUACCACAGCAAACAGCUGCAGAGUUAUAUGAAAUCACAAACGUGACACAUGAAGACGAAGGGUGGUAUACGUGCAUAGCGUCCAAUAGUUUAGGAUCGACACGUAGUGACGCUUAUUUGGAAGUAAUAGACUUUUUAGAACCACCCGAAGAGAUGUUCCCCACCAAGAUCGUGAUUAUUUCGAGCUUUGUGGUGGUAGUUGUAUUUUUGGUUAUCGUCACAAUUGUUAUAUUUUACAUAAACGAAAAGAAGUUCCAUAUUGAGAAAUUGAACGCCAAACGAGAGAGGAUAACGAAGAAAAUCAUCAUUGAAAAAAGCACUUCUUUGGAGAACUUAACUGGGCCUUUGCGAAUGCCUGUGGUUAAAAUCGAAAAACAAAAGACGAUUUCAAACUGUUCGGGAGAUAGUAUGAUGUUAGAAUACGAGUUACCAAUGGAUUCUGACUGGGAGAUACCUAGAAACAAACUAAUACUAGGUAAAAGUAUUGGAGAAGGAGCAUUUGGAAAAGUUGUUAAAGCAGAAGUAACCGAUUUAACUAAAUGCGGUUCGACAAUUGUAGCCGUGAAAAUGCUUAAAGGUAGCCAUUCAGAUAACGAAAUGAUGGAUUUAGUAUCCGAAAUGGAAAUGAUGAAAAUGAUAGGCAAACACAUAAACAUCAUAAAUUUGCUGGGGUGCUGCACGCAGGGUGGACCCUUGUAUGUUGUUUGUGAAUACGCUCCGCACGGCAAUCUGAGGGACUUUCUUAGGAGCCACCGAUCGUCCGGUUAUGAAUUGGCUAUAGGGACCGUCGAGAAGGAAAAGAAAACGCUUACGCAAAAGGACUUGGUCUCGUUCGCCUAUCAGGUCGCACGGGGAAUGGAAUAUUUAUCGUCUAGACGAUGCAUUCACAGAGACUUAGCAGCCAGAAAUGUGUUAGUGAGCGACGAUUACAUUUUGAAAAUUGCUGACUUUGGUUUGGCCAGAGAUAUCCAUUGCCACGAUUAUUAUAGAAAAACCACUGAUGGAAGACUUCCCGUUAAAUGGAUGGCACCUGAAGCAUUGUUCCACAGAGUCUACACCACACAAUCUGACGUUUGGUCUUACGGAAUCUUGCUAUGGGAGAUUAUGACUUUAGGAGGAACUCCAUAUCCAUCGGUUCCAAGCGUGGACACACUAUUCCAGUUGUUGCGUAACGGUCGUAGAAUGGAAAAGCCUCCUUGCUGCUCAUUGGAAAUCUACAUGUUGAUGCGAGAUUGCUGGAGUUAUUAUCCUGCCGAACGGCCCGAGUUUUCCGAACUUGUGGAAGAUCUGGAUAGAAUUUUGACGAUAACAGCGAACGAGGAAUAUCUGGACUUGGGUCUUCCCCAAUUGGACACGCCGCCUUCAAGUCAGGAGUCCAUCCACGAUGAAGACUUUCCUCUUCCUCAAGUGCGAUAACUAGUCAGGACUUAACUAUUGCAUCUCUUUUAAAUUUUCUCCUAUCAUAUAGAAGAAAAGUAGUUAAUUGGCUGAAUCCAAAAUUGUUCUUAUUUUAUUUAGUUUUUGUAUAUAUUUCUUAUAUAAAUUGAUUGUAUAUAUUAUUUGGUUGGAAAAUUGAUGGAGAAAAUUUUAUAUAUUUAAGUGUUAUAAUUGUUGUUCUAAUAUUACUAUUGCAUUUUAUGUCAGUAUUAUCUGGUGGUAGGGUAGAAAAUCUGGCAAAUGUACAAAUGUAAGGGUUGUUUUAUGCAAUCAAUAUAUGGCUUGAUCUCGCUGGAAAGGUAUCGACAUGAUAUGACAACCCGGGCUCAUACAGUGACUAUGUUUUAGACAGUUUGAUAUGAGCAUCACUAUAUAUAAUUAAAAUAAAAUAACUACAGUCAGAUAUUUUAGCAUGUAAUCACCAAAGAAAUGUUAUUGUGAGGUCUCUAGGUUAAAAUAAUUUAAGACUGUAUUGUAUAUAUGAUAAUAAAUUUUUCAUGUGCAAUA
Messenger RNA from Aethina tumida (small hive beetle), 3788 nucleotides. RefSeq names its product fibroblast growth factor receptor homolog 1. Gene Ontology annotation, cellular component: signaling receptor complex. Gene Ontology annotation, molecular function: transmembrane receptor protein tyrosine kinase activity; ATP binding. The record is from RefSeq and is a predicted model, not a curated record. NCBI's taxonomy places the organism in Eukaryota, Metazoa, Arthropoda, Insecta, Coleoptera, Nitidulidae. The coding region runs from base 273 to 3260 and encodes 995 amino acids. The transcript is spliced from 11 exons. Gene Ontology annotation, biological process: multicellular organism development; protein phosphorylation; cell surface receptor protein tyrosine kinase signaling pathway.